AUGUCUUUUCGGUACGGCCCGGGCUUCCUGGCAACUCUUCUCACAAUCGCCAACAUCUUGAUUCCACUGGCGGUUUUCACUUUUGCUACCGGCUUCUUUCCGUAUAAGCCGGUUCUGCCAGGUUUGGCCCAGUAUGAAGCUCUCGAAUAUGGCCCGCCGCCACCGGCACCAUUCGACCGCCUCAUCUUCAUGGUAGUCGAUGCGUUACGAAGCGAUUUCGUGUACUUGGACGGUUCCGGCUUCACAUAUACUCAAGAACUCAUCCGCGAUGGCGCCGCCCUGCCUUUCACUGCCUACGCGCGGUCACCAACCGUCACCAUGCCCAGAAUCAAAGCCAUCACCACUGGCUCGAUCCCUUCUUUCCUGGACGUCAUCUUGAACCUGGACGAGGCGGAUUCGUCCUCGACUCUCGCUGCUCAAGACACCUGGCUUGCCCAGAUGAAAGCCAAGGAGACCGGGAAAAUGCUCAUGUACGGCGAUGACACAUGGCUGAAGCUCUUCCCGGGCACUUUUGAUCGUGCUGAUGGUACCGCGAGCUUCUUCGUAGCAGACUUCACCGAGGUGGACAAUAAUGUCACCAGGCACAUAGAUAACGAACUGAAGAAUGACGACUGGAGCACGUUAAUCCUGCACUAUCUCGGCCUCGAUCACAUCGGGCAUAAAUCAGGACCGCGAAGCUCGCACAUGGUACCGAAACAACACGAGAUGGAUGGUAUCGUGAAACGCAUAUACAACGCCAUGGAAUCACGAGAACACAUGUCUUCCACAUUGAUGGUUCUCUGCGGAGAUCACGGCAUGAAUGACGCCGGCAAUCACGGAGCUUCUUCCCCUGGAGAGACCUCCCCGGCCCUCGUUUUCAUCUCCCCCAAACUAAAAACAUUGCACCGAAACCUCCAGGCCCCUGUCCCGUUCCGAGAGGACUUUUCUUACUACACCAAGAUUGAGCAGUCGGAUCUGGCACCCACCCUUGGCGCUCUGCUGGGCUUCCCGGUGCCGCAAAACAACCUCGGCGCCUUCAUCUCCGACUUUCUCCCGUUCUGGCCCAAUAAAAAUGAUCAGAUUCAAUUACUGGUCCGUAAUGCUCGACAGAUAUUGAAUAUUGUGACGGCAACUUUUGGCUCCGAGAUGUUUGACUUGGGGUCUACCUCUGACCAAAAAACUUGCUCAAACCCUCGAGAUGAUGCCCAAGAGCUAGCUUGUGAAUGGCAUCGUGUCAACGAUGCACUCAAAACCAUGGAUGACGAGGCAGAGUUAGAUCCAGCCUGGCGUGAAGCUAUGUCCAAGUGGCUGAGCAGAGCUCAAGACCUGAUGAGCAGCAUGGCCAGCAACUACGAUAUGGGAAGGCUACACGUUGGCGAAGCAGUCGUCGUUCUCGUUACCGGCUCGCUCAUCAUCGGUGCUCGACUAAGUCUCUUGCCGCUGCUGGCUAUCUCAGUCACAUACGGCAUCAUGAUGUUCGCGAGUAGCUACGUAGAAGAAGAACACCAUUUCUGGUACUGGGCCACGUCCGCCUGGCUGGGCGUUAUGGGUAUCAUGAAGAUGCAGUCCACCCGGUCACCAUUUGGAACACUCGUAUCUCUCUUUAUCGCCCUGACAGCAACUAGACUGAUCCGGGGAUGGAAUCAGACAGGCCAGAAGCACGCCGGCGAGCCCGAUAUUGCCAAGACCUUCAUCGUCACAAGCCCGCUCGUCCUCUGGACUCUUGUCAGCGUAACCUACCUCUUCCUCUUUGCACAAAUCCUCAGAAAGCUCCGCGGUCUUCCCCGCGCUGCCGUGACAACUACGUCAGCCAUAUUGAUCCUCUCCGCCUUCACCUUCAAGCUCGCCUUCACCAACGAAGACGCCCCCGAGCUCGUGACCCGGCCCCUGGCAAUCCUAAACACUCUCACCCAAGGCAUCUCCCUCGUCACCCGAGCCCGCGUUGUCUUCGCCGGCAUCGGCGCAACAGCCCUCUACUCAUCCUACCUUGCCCUCUCCAGCCCAAAGACCGAAGCGCGACACACCUCCCCGCUCUUCCACCACCUCAUCACUCUCCUCCUCGCAACACAAUCCCGCGUCACAAACAUCCCCCUCCUCCUCCUCUUUACCCUUCAAUUACCCCUCCUCGCCUCCCUCGACCUCUCCCUGCCCCUCCUAUCCACAACCUCCCUCCUCCUCCAAUACGCCUCCUUCUUCGCCUUUGGCGGCACAAACGCAAUCUCAUCCGUCGACCUCUCAAGCGCCUACAACGGCGUGGCGGGCUUCAACGUCGUCGCCGUCGGCGCCCUGACCUUCGUGAGCAACUGGGUCGGCCCCAUCUAUUGGGCCUCCGCAACGAACCUACUCCUCCUGCAGUACCGCGGCCGCAGGACCGGGACCGACAAAGGCAGACAUGUGUUUUUGCGACAUGUAGGACACAUGACCUUGUUCACGGCGUGCAGCGUCGCGUUCAUCAUGGUGGCUUGCGAGGCGCUGCGGACGCACCUCUUUGUCUGGACGGUGUUCUCGCCCAAAUAUUUGUACUGCAUGGCCUGGACCAUCGGGCAGCAUCUCCUCGUCAACGUCGUGUUUGCCGGUUUAUUGUACCGGCUUGGAUCGGCUUGA
This is a messenger RNA of Colletotrichum godetiae, 2583 nucleotides long. Its product is annotated as GPI ethanolamine phosphate transferase. The transcript has 8 exons. Gene Ontology annotation, biological process: GPI anchor biosynthetic process. Gene Ontology annotation, cellular component: endoplasmic reticulum membrane. Bases 1 to 2583 code for a protein of 860 amino acids. The record is from RefSeq and is a predicted model, not a curated record. NCBI's taxonomy places the organism in Eukaryota, Fungi, Ascomycota, Sordariomycetes, Glomerellales, Glomerellaceae.